CAUUCUUUCUUGUUCUCUAAGAAGCUAACACCUGGCCCCGUCUCCCCUCUCCUCCCCCAGUUGUCAUUCCGGCGGCUUCAGCUGAGCAAACGAGCGCCAGAAGUAACCCACGAAACCGCCCUAGGGUUUUGGAGAGAAUCGGCGGAGACUUCGCCGUCGCCGCAGGAGCCCACCGCAGGAUCCCACCGCUUCCCCACUUCUCCGUCACUUCCGGCCUGUUUCAAUGAAGUAAAUUCUAAGGAUUUGGAUUCCGUUUCCCCUAUCCAAACUGACUGUUGGAAGUUGACGUGCUUUCCAGAUUGCAAUUGUCUUGGUUAAUCUUAGCUUAUUGACAGAGAUGGCUGACAAUGGUAGUGCCAAAGGGGGAUCUAGUGCCUAUAUAAUGAAUCCAGAGAACUUCAGUAAGCGGCUGAAGGUAUUCUAUGACCAUUGGAACGAGCACAAUUCUGAUCUUUGGAGUUGCUCAGAUGCUAUUGUCAUUGGUACUCCAGCACUUGACGACCCUCCGCAUUUGAAAUCCAUAGCCCUGGAGAUUUGGUUACUUGGAUAUGACUUUCCAGAAACAAUAAUUGUCUUCAUGAAGAAUCAAAUACAUGUUUUAUGCAGUAAGAAGAAAGCAAAUCUUAUCGGGACCCUUAAGAAAGCUGCAAAUGAGGCUGUUGGUGCUGACAUUGUGUUGCAUGUGAAAACCAAGAAUAGUGACGGUUCUGACUUGAUGGAUGACAUAGUGCGGGCUGCUCAGGCUCAAUCAAAAUCAGACAAGCCAGUUGUUGGACACAUUGCCAAAGAGGUUGAUGGGGGUAAACUGCUUGAAACAUGGGCAGCAAAGUUAUCUUCGUUUGGCAUACAACCUGCAGAUGUAACAAUUGGAUUUUCUGACCUCUUUGCUGUGAAGGACACCACAGAGGUCACGUGUGUGAAGAAGGCUGCUUACUUAACUUCAUCUGUUCUGAAAAAUUUUGUGGUUCCUAAGUUGGAGAAGGUUGUCGAUGAGGAGAAGAAAGUCUCACACUCAUCGUUGAUGUUUGACACAAUGAAGUCUAUUCUUCAUCCGCACUUGGUCAAGGUGAAACUGGAGCCUGAUGAUGUUGAGAUAUGCUACCCUCCAGUCUUUCAAAGUGGGGGUAAGUUUGAUCUCAAGCCUGGUGCGUCUAGCAAUGAUGAAUACUUGUAUUAUGAUUCAGCAAGUGUUAUCAUCUGUGCACUGGGUUCCAAAUACAGUAGCUAUUGUUCAAAUGUUGCCCGGACAUAUCUUAUUGAUGCUACCCCUAUGCAGCGUAAAGCAUAUGAGACCCUUUUGAAAGCUCAUGAAGCUGCUGUUGAACAAGUGAAACCAGGAAAUCAGAUGAGUGCAGUUUAUCAAGCUGCUGUGGCAGUGGUUAAGAGGGAUGCCCCUGAACUACUUCAUAAUCUAACAGAGUCGGCGGGAAAUGGAAUAGGCCUUGAAUUCCGAGAAUCUGGCCUAGAUCUGAAUGCCAAUAAUGAUGGCAGGGUAAAACAGGGAAUGGUUUUUAAUGUCUCCCUUGGCUUUCAUAACAUCCAGGUAGAAACCACCACGGCUGAGAAGACAAAGCAGUAUUCACUGUUGUUAGCUGAUACAGUUUUAGUCAAUGAAAGAGGACCAGAGAUCUUAACAGCACCUUGCUCCAAGGCAGUCAAAGAUGUCGCUUAUGACUUCAGCAAAGAUGCAGUUAAGAUAGAGCGUAUGAAAAAGAUAAUGAAUAUGAAAGAGAAUAUUAGAAACAUUUGUAUCUUUGCUCCAGGUCAAGCCAAUAUUGUGAAAGCACUAUCAUCUGAGCCUACACUUUUGGCUCCAGAAAUGAUGAGUGAUGCAAUUGCUACAGGAGAAGAACCUGUGGCACUAUACUACAGACUGGGUAAAGGUCCCAGAGAUACGUUUCUAGUGAAUGUUAUCCACUGUCCUGAAGUUACUGAUUCAUCAAUGGAGUUUAAUGCUUCACUCUCCAUUGUAGAUGGAGCAUUUGUAAAAGUUGAUUUAAAUGAAGGGUUAACCCUCCAGUGUGAAAAUUUUAUUCGCCAAGCACUCUAUGAAAGUGUAAUACCCGUACUCUGUAUUGAUGUCCCUGAUAUAUCAGGAGUUCUCAAAGAUUUGAAAGAAGGUGAGCAAGUUGCUGAAGCUUAUGAGGAAGAAUUUUAUUGCAAGUUAUCAAAGCUUAUAAAAGAAGCAAAUGACAUAGGGAAUAAAUAUGAGAAUAAGCUGCUUGAUGAUGUCACAUUUGAUCCCAGGAAAGCAAAUGUAUGUUUCUCUUCCUCUUCUUCUGGAUGGGCAUUUACCUUGGAUGAUUUUGCGAGAUUUUGGUCACAAAAACUUGGUGUGGACUAUUCUCUGUUGUUGGAAAGGUCAUGGGGCGAUAAUUUCUAUGAUCCAGAAAGUAAUAAAUGGAGUACAGUGCACACCGAAACCUCUAAGCGAGGUUUUUCAUACUAUUGCACUAGCUUCAUCAUGACCAUCUGUCAGCGCUGCCUCAAAGGUGACCUGGGGAAUCUUGAAGCACUCUGCUUUGGUGAUACAGUUAAAGUUCAACAACAAUUUGUGGGAAAAGUGGGAAUUCCUCUUUAUAAGGAUUUCAUUAAGAAAUUUCUACCAGCCGGUAGAACUUUUAGUAGAAUGAUCAUUUGGAAGCUCCCGUCUGUGCAAAGAGCUCAACAGUACCGAUUUGACCAUCUGUACAGUGGGCCAAUCAAUGAUGAAUGUGCAAGAGCUAUUAGUAAGUGCGACUCGAAAGGUCCGCUGAUGCUAUACAUAUCAAAGAUUGUUACUGAUGCUAAAACACAUGAACCAAUUGCCAUUGUUCGUGUGUACUCUGGAACUGUUUUGGCUGGUACGAUAGUCAAUAUCUUGAGUCCUGCAGCUGAAGAGAACGAUGCGGUUAGACAGAGCGUUAAAAUUGAUCCAAUUAUGUGGAUAGGAAAAAGACAGCAGCAGGUUAAAACUGUCCAUUGCGGCAAUGUUAUUGGGCUGAGGGGGAUUCAUCAGCUUGCUGAAGUGGGUUGCACACUGAUACCACAAAACUUGAAGACGACUUUUCGCAUUAGACCAAUCAGCUUUUAUCUCACGAACAAUAUGCAAAUAAACGAUGUGACUUUAGGCUCAACAUGUGAAAACCAAAUGAACCCAAGUAAUGGCACACCUUUUUCUCUGCCAUAUGCAGUAUAUAGUGGCCUCUUUUCUCACCAGCGCGAAGGUAUGUUUUGGUUUUGGAGACUCCAUUGUAACAAUACAGGAGGUAUCUUAGCAGAUGAUAUGGGCCUCGGUAAAAGCCGUCAGGUCUCUGCUUUCCUACGGGGCCUAUUCAAUUCAAAUUUGAUUAGCAAGGCUAUAAUUGUUGCACCGCUAAGUGUUAUAUAUAACUGGAAACCAGAGUUAACAAAAGUUGGUCUUCAAAGCAAAAUGUUCACUGAAGGUAACUCUAAAAUCCAUCUAGCUGCCCUAGAAAAUGUUGGAAAGGAAGGUGGUAUUGUUUUGACUACCUAUGAGACUAUCCGUGACCAUAAGCAGAAAAUAUCAGAUAGGCUUGGUACUGUAGACUACAUCUUUGCUGAUGAAGGUCACAGAAUAAAAAAUAAAUAUGCGGGUGUUUCCAAAGCACUUAAGAAGAUAAAAUGUGACCACAGGAUUGUGGUCACCGGGACACCCAUUCAAAACAACUUAAUGGAAUUUUAUACCUUAAUGAAGUUGUGCAAUCCAACAUUGCUGGGCAAAAAGAAGGAAUUUAAGGAGAAUUUUUUAUUACCUAUCGAUCGUGGAAAGUUCAAAGGAUCAACUCCUAGUGCGAGACAACAAUCCAUUGAGUGUUCAGAGGAAUUAAACAAAUUGGUUUCUCCAUUUGUUUUACGAAGAAGCAAAAUGACUUUGAAGGAUUCUGGGAGGAUAAAGGCCAACAAGUAUGAGGUGAUUGUCUGGGUGAAACUAAGUGCUCAUCAGGCUAACCUUUAUAAGGCCCUCAUGGGUGACCGCAAACCCAGGUCGAGGAAACAUGGUGGAGCUUUCGAAAUUUCAAAAGUGGCAAAAAGCCUUUGUUUGGAUCCCAGUAUCAUUGGAACGACAAGUGCCAAGAAUAUUUCAGAACAAUUUAAUAGCACCUUAGUGAAGACAAUCACCACAACAAAUAGAGAGUUCACUUCAAGUAAAUUGAGCUUUCUGCUAUAUUUCCUGCCCCUUCUCCUGAAUGAUAAACACAAAAUUCUUGUGUUUUCGACCUCCCCAGAAAUGCUACGAGUCCUUGAGGAAGCUUUAUCUGCCAAAAUUAAUGAAGAGAUUAUAAGGAUGGAUGGGACCACGACUUGCGAAGACAGAGUCAAGCUUAUUGAUAAUUUUCAACGGAAGGAUGGACCACCUCUAUUCCUUCUUACUACGAAAGUAGGCGGAGUGGGAAUUAACUUAACUGCAGCAUCCCGGGUUAUAAUAAUAGAUCCUUCAGAUAACCCAUGUGAUGAUAAUCAAGCGGUUGAUAGAACAUACAGGAUCGGACAAGUAAGAGAUGUUAUUGUGUAUCGCCUCGUCACAUGUGGGACAAUAGAAGAACAUACAUAUAGGCAACAGACUUUAAAAGUUGAAACUUCAAAUGAUGUUUUAGAAGGUAAACAUUGUGAGCGAAAAAUUUCUGAGAAGCAAGGACGCGUUUUAUGUGUCCCAGUCCAGGGUUAUGAUGUUUCACAAACGCAUUUGGAACUGGUUAAAAUGUAUGGCAAUACAUUUGAAAGCUCCUCAGAGUUGAAGAGAGAUGUUGAUUUGGUUAAGAAGCAUCGUUCUAUCUUUGAUGUAUUUAACCAGAGUGCCAUCUGUUUGUUACCAAAAGAUGUGCCUUCUUGUCCACAGCCUCCAUGUCGUUCAGAUCGUGUACACAGUCAAUAUGGUGUGGGUUUAUUACCAAAAGAGAAAGGAACCCAAGUUAUGGAUUGUUCAGGCAAAACAUGCAGUAAACCAACAGCAUCCAGCAAAACUGUGGAUGACCAAGAUGGGGAUGACGAUUAGGAGAUUACCAAGAAUUGGCGCAUGUUUUGUUUCUUUUCUUGCAAACUGUGAUGUUUUUGCUGCUGGUUCUGGAUGUAGCCACUGCAUUUGAUAGAAUUUGCUCCUUGGACAAACUGUGAUGUUUUUGCUGCUGGUUCUGGAUGUAGCCACUGCAUUUGAUAGAAUUUGCUCCUUGGAACAAUCUAAAAACUACUUACAUUUCCGUUGCUUCAGUAAUGGCAAAGGUACUACUUGAGAAUAAUCUUAUCUAGUCCUACCAACAGUGGACACGCCGAGGGCCAGAGAGGAUCUUACAGAUGCUAUUUGUAAUUGUAUCAUAUCUACACCCUGUUUACAUCAAUAAUUCAAUGUAUAUUAGUUCA
Molecule: messenger RNA, 5358 nt
Organism: Sorghum bicolor (sorghum)
Lineage: Eukaryota; Viridiplantae; Streptophyta; Magnoliopsida; Poales; Poaceae
Exons: 19
Coding region: 338-4996 (1552 amino acids)
Biological process (GO): positive regulation of transcription elongation by RNA polymerase II; transcription elongation by RNA polymerase II
Cellular component (GO): FACT complex
Molecular function (GO): ATP-dependent chromatin remodeler activity; ATP binding; nucleosome binding
Source: RefSeq, a predicted model, not a curated record